Messenger RNA from Eimeria mitis, 381 nucleotides. Its product is annotated as exosome complex exonuclease, putative. The record is from RefSeq and is a predicted model, not a curated record. The transcript has 3 exons. NCBI's taxonomy places the organism in Eukaryota, Apicomplexa, Conoidasida, Eucoccidiorida, Eimeriidae. Bases 1 to 381 code for a protein of 126 amino acids.
AUGUCGUGGAUAUCUCUUCUGUCUGUUUCCUCUGUCUCUUGUUUUCUUAGGAUAUCAGCAGGGAAGCCAUUUCCAAUAGAUACGGUCCCCAUCCUCAUCACGGCAGCCCAGAUAGGAGACACUUACCUGUGGGACUUGACAGAGGUUGAGGCCACGUGUGGAGACAGCUUCUUAGUCGCGGCCUUUCUACCUUCAGGGGCAUGCGUUGGCCUGCAGAAGUUCGGCCAUGUGCUCGCAGACUGCCGCACCCUGCAGACGACUCUAGCGACAUCUCAGAGACUGAGCAGAGAAGUGCUAGAAGACCUGCAGCGCCAAUCUGAGAUCAAGAACCCCUCAAUGAGGGGGAAUCUUGAUUCUUUCUUCGCGCUGGCUUCUCUCUAG